Ambispora leptoticha is the source of this 381-nucleotide messenger RNA. Lineage: Eukaryota; Fungi; Glomeromycota; Glomeromycetes; Archaeosporales; Ambisporaceae. The record is from the annotation of a GenBank genome assembly.
AUGAAUUUUAAACAUUACACCUGCUUUCUUGCGUUCUUUGCCACUUUCCUCUUGACAAUCAAUGGUCUCCCAGUUCCCGAUGUUGGUCUAUCCAUGAAUACGGGUAGUGUUUUGGAUACCGCAACGGGUUUAUUGAAACCCGUAACGGAUGUUUUGGGUGGCGCAAAGAAUACUGCAGGCAGCGCAACGGAUAACGCAAAGAAUACCGCAGGCGGCGCAACGGAUAACGCAAAGAAUACUGUAGGCGGCACAACGGAUGGCGCAAAGAAUACUGUAGGCGGCACAACGGAUGGCGCAAAAAAUACUGUAAGCGGCACAACGGAUGGCGCAAAGAAUAAUGUAGGCGGCGUACAGACCCCUGUAGAAGGCACAAAUUUUUAA